Messenger RNA from Mauremys mutica (yellowpond turtle), 3951 nucleotides. It is a transcript of the gene B3GALNT2, whose product is annotated as beta-1,3-N-acetylgalactosaminyltransferase 2. Lineage: Eukaryota; Metazoa; Chordata; Testudines; Geoemydidae. The transcript has 12 exons. Gene Ontology annotation, cellular component: membrane. The record is from RefSeq and is a predicted model, not a curated record. Gene Ontology annotation, molecular function: hexosyltransferase activity. Bases 108 to 1595 code for a protein of 495 amino acids.
GCGGGCGGCGGCGGCGGCGGCCCGGAGCUGCGGGGAGAGCGCGGGGCAGCCCCCGCCUCGGGAAGCCCCCGCCCGGUUGGGGGAGGCGGGGAAGGGGCCGGCGGCCAAUGCGAAAUUGGCUGGUGCUGCUGUGCCCGUGCGCGGUCGGGGUCGCGCUGCACCUCUGGCUGCUGCUGCUCGGCGGCCCCGGGAGGCUCCCGGCAGGUCCACUGGCUUUCUUUCCUCAGUGGGAACUGAAACAUUACGAUGUUAUCGUUGGUGUAUUAUCAGCUCGACACAAUCAUGAGCUGCGCAAUGUUAUAAGGAACACUUGGUUCAAGCACUUGAAACAACAUCCAGCGCUGAGCCCUCGUGUCCUUGUGAAGUUUAUAAUAGGUGCACAUGGCUGUGGUGUGCCGGUGGAGGACAGAGAAGAUCCUUACUCCUGCAAACUUCUGAACAUUACUAACCCAGUUUUGAAUCAAGAAAUCGAAGCAUUCAGUCUCCCUGAAGAUACGCCUUCAGUGCUUUCUGAAGACCGCAUUGUCAGUGUGAACUUCCGAGUUCUUUACCCCAUUGUCAUUACCAGUCUUGGGGUAUUCUAUGAUGCUGAUGGUGUGGGAUUCCAGAGGAAUAUCACUGUAAAACUUUACCAGGCAGAACAGGAGGAAGCUCUCUUCAGUGCUCGCUUUAGCCCACCUAGCUGUGGAGUGCAAGUUAACAGAUUGUGGUACAAACCUGUAGAACAGUUCAUUUUGCCAGAGAGUUUUGAAGGUACUAUUGUGUGGGAAAGCCAGGACCUUCAAGGCCUUGUUUCUAGGAAUCUUCACAAAGUGAUAGUUAAUGAUGGAGGAGGAGUUCUCAGAGUCUCUACGACAGGGGAAGGUUCAUGGCCACAUGAAUUCACGGACGGUGUGGAAGGAAUAGCAGGAGGCUUUAUUUACACUAUUCAAGAAGGUGAUGCUCUUUUACAAAGCCUUCAUACUCGCCCUGAGAGGUUUGUAAACCACUUAAAAAACCUUGAAGAAGAGGAUGCAUUAUUGAAGGAAGAAAGCAGCGCCUAUGAUGAUAUUGUUUUUGUAGACGUUGUUGACACCUACAGAAAUGUUCCAGCCAAAUUACUGAACUUCUACCGAUGGACAGUAGAAUCAGCUAACUUUGAUUUGUUGCUGAAGACAGAUGAUGACUGUUACAUAAAUUUGGAAGCUGUGUUCAACAGGAUAAUGCACGAAAAACUCGACAGGCCAAAUAUCUGGUGGGGCAAUUUCAGACUAAAUUGGGCAGUUGAUCGGACGGGGAAGUGGCAAGAAUUGGAGUAUCCCAGUCCAGCGUACCCAGCCUUUGCCUGCGGGUCUGGUUAUGUUAUCUCCAAAGACAUUGUUCAGUGGUUGGCAAGCAACUCUGAAAGACUCAAGACAUACCAGGGUGAAGAUGUGAGUAUGGGCAUUUGGAUGGCAGCUAUAGGGCCUAAGCGGUAUCAGGACAGCCUCUGGUUGUGUGAGAAGACAUGUGAAACUGGAAUGCUGUCUUCCCCUCAGUAUUCCCCACAGGAACUAACAGAGCUCUGGAAAGUGAAGGAAUUAUGUGGAGAUCCUUGUAGAUGUGAGGAAAGAUGAUAAAGACUUGGAGAUACACAAUCAGGACUACUAAGGUGGUGGUUAAUAGUGGAAAUUUCACCUAUGUAAUUAAUAUGUACCCAUUCAUUUUGACAAAAAUGGACUGAUACUGUCCAGAGUAGCAUUUUUCUAUAGACAAAGUGUUUAUUAGUUUGACUUUAUAAAAAAGAAAAUUAUCUUAAACUUUUGGUUUUGUCAAAGGACUACUGGUAAUUAAUGCACAUAUGAAUUUCAACUAGCCUGUUUGAAAUGUGUAUUUGGAAAAUAGUACAGAACCACUGCUAUCCAUGAGUGUCAGCAGGUGCAAGGUUCCAUACCAGCAUAAAUAACUUAAGACUGGGAAGAUGUAAAUGGUACUUGCUCAUGUGAGGUUAGGAUAGUUAGCUUUUAGGAUUUAUAGAGUUUGUGCAUACUUUUCAGUGAUUUGGAUGAGAUUAUGAUGCAAGAUAUCAAACUUUGCUUAUACCAAAUCUUGAACUACAACCAAGAUAACCAGAUUCAGAGGAAUUUGCAUCUCUGAUAACUAUCUAGAAAAAUAGUUAAAGUAAAAAGUUUGAGCAACACACCAAUAAUAUGGAGAAUAUCCAUUAAACUGCAUAGCUCUGCAAUAUGCUGACAAGUUAUUUUAAAUAAAUUCUCCAAUUCAGCAGCUUAAUCUUAAUUGUGAUUUUUUUCCCCUCGAGCUGUGUAAAUAGGAUACAGCAACAAGGAGAUAAUACAGAUCUGUCCUAGUUUCUGGAAAAGACACUGAUCUAAACUUACCACAAACCUCUCAAUAUAGAGAGUGGUGUUACAUUAAGCUCUGUUCUUUGCUAAAGGAUUCCUUAAACUCUGCUUUAAGGAGAGAGGAAAUAACGUAAGUGCCCUUUUCUAGUGCAACAGCAGUUGUCCUUGUGGCUUUAUGCUUGCAGGUAUUACAAAUAAAAGUGUCAUAUGAGAUUUUAGAUUACACCUUCUGAGUAAAAUAAAUGCGUGGGUCUGUUUAAAACUGCUUCUUCUAUAGAAAUUCUCACCAGUGCAGCACAAGACUUGAAGAAACCCUCAUGCUAAUAUUCCAUUUAAUCUGGGAAUUUAAAAGAACCCCUGCAAUUAUGCACCUCUAACAAACUCACUAAAUGACCAGGUACUCUUUUAUUGAAAAUAUACAUGCAGGAGUUAAGGACAGAGGGCUAUCUGAAAUGAUGCUUCUGUUUAUGAAAUCCAUGUUAAAUAUGUACAGGAAAAUUGUAGAUAAUCUCUUGGGGUAGGCUUGGGCUUAACAGCACUGUGCAACUUCAGAAGAGAAGUUACCACCGUACUAACACAGAGUCUCCAUUUUCUAUAGAGUAAAACUGCAAGGGCUUUAGGUCAUUUUCUAGUUCAAUUUCUUUGCCUUCCAUCUAGAAGAAGAAGAAAAAUCAGACUGUGAUUUAAAAUGUACACUCUUAGGUAAGUCUUCGGCUAACUUUUUCCCCUGACCAUCUUUGGACUUGAAAGGAGUUGGAUCAGGCCUAAAAAUAGCAUAAAGACAGAUAGCCUUUAAGUGAAAUCUGUUUCAUUCUAUAAUAUUUUAGAAUGCAGUGUUGACCUUUUAAAUACAACUUACUUUAGAACUUUCAUAGGACAAUUUCAGUUCUGAACCAGGAAUUUUAAGUAGACGAUACAGCAAGCCUUUGACCUUCUGAAUAGUCAUAGAAUCUGUCAAGAAAAAUCAAGUAGUUAACCACACAACCUGAUUAUGUACUUAGAUUCUAGCAGCUUUUAAGUUUUACCAGAUCAUACUGUCAAUCAAAUAUGGUUUUAUUUCUGAAUCAAUUCUAACUUCAUUAUCUUUGGUAGACUAGACUGAUAAGUAACAUGCUACUACCUAAAAAUAUUUUCAUCCAACAUUGACCUGAAAUGAAAACUAAAUCAUGAAGCUAAGUGACCUUCAUGACGUACAGUACAGUUUUCAUACAUACCACUCAGAUUUUGGUGUGAUAUUUCUUUGGCAACUCCAGUCUCAACUUUUGAAGCACAAAGAAAUGAAUGUCAUUGUGGAACAUUUUAAUGUAAUUAAUUCCUGAAACAACAUACAUUAUUAUUCCAAACUGCUAGUAGUGUUAUGGAUUGGUCCAUAAAGUGGCAAGGUGAUAUUUUCAUAAUGGAACUUUCAGUUUAGUUUGUACAAGAGAGGUUUCCCAUUGUGUGUGGCUGGUACAGAGAUAUUGAAUUUUUUUCAUUUCUUUGAAGCUUUAUCUGAAGGCACAGCAAUAGUGAAUUAUUUCUGUAAUAUCACACAAUGUACUUAAACUAUUUUUCUAUCAAACAUUUUUGUAAAAGCUGUAUCUGAUUUUAUGCAACUUGUGAUAAUAAAUGUUUUUAUUUUAGAAUAAAA